CAAAUGUCACGCAUGAUUUUGAGAGAUGUGAAGAUGAAUCUAGAGUGUUCAAUUAGUGGGUCCUCGAUCCGGUGGCAAAUUCUGUGUCAUUAAAUUUUUCACUUUUUUUCUGGGUAGGUCAUAUUCGUUGGCUUCCCUCCGUUAUAUAGUGCCAGACAAGAACUUCUCUGUGUAUAUUCAUUAAUGCUUCUCAGCAAAUUUGUAAGACUACUAAUGGCCGUUCUGCAGAUCGUAGGCGUGGUAAUUGCAGGAAUAGUAGGAUGUUUAUGGCUGGCUAUGCUGUGGGCAGGCCAAUUACACAGGCCUAAACGUGCUCCACCUGGAAGUUUUGGAUUGCCCAUCAUUGGUGAAACACACCAAUUUGUUAUAGAUGGAAGAUCCAAAUCUCCCCAGGUUUAUGCAGACAAAAGAAAGGCUAAGUAUGGGCAGCCUGUUUAUACUACACAUCACAUGGGGUAUCCCACAGUGAUGUCCAUAGAUCCAGAAGUUAAUAAAUUCAUAUUGCAGAAUGAAGGCAAAUAUUUUGUGAGCAACUACCCAAGGUCGUUGAGAAAUCUGUUUGGUGAAGGGGCCAUUGCCUGCACUUCUGGUGACCUGCACAAGAGGAUUCAUAAUGUGGUUUUGAGCUUCAUUAACACUACCAAACUCAAGGAGUUUGUCAUGGCCGACGUUGAGUAUGUUAUCAAGACAGCCUUGAGAAACUGGGAGGGGCGAACUGUGCAUGUUGAAGAAGAGUGCAAAACGAUGGCCUUCAACAUCAUUACAAAGUAUCUUCUUGGGCUCAAGCCAGGGGAAGAGACCACAUAUCUAAUGAUGGAGUAUCGAAAAUUCAUUGAAGGGAUCAUUUCCAUACCAAUCAAAAUUCCUGGAACUUCCUAUUAUAGAUCAAUGAAAUGCAAGGAGAAUUGUGUGAACGUUAUGAAAAAGAUCAUUGAGGAACGGAGAAGGAAGCCACAGUCAGAACAAAAGGAUAUUCUUGAUGCCUUGUUGGCUGAUAGUGAUCAAAAUGGAGAGAAGAUUCCGGACUCCAUCAUCUACAACAAUAUAAUGAAUUUGUUUGGAGCAGGAGAAGAAACUUCUCCCAUGGCCAUGAUGUGUGCUGUCAAAUAUAUAUAUGAAUGCCCAAAAGCUUUGGACCAGUUAAGGGAAGAACACUAUGCCAUUAGAAAAAUGAAAGCCUCGAGAGAAUCUUUGACAUGGAAUGAUUACACUAAUUGCAUGACUUUUACUCACCAGGUUAUUAAUGAGACACUGCGCCUUGUAAAUCCUGCUGCUGGUGUGAAUAGAAAGGCCGUAAAGGAUGUGGAGUUUAAAGGAUAUUUUUUUCCAAAAGGGUGGCUUGUAUUUCCCUACUUCAGAAAUGUGCAUCUGGAUGAGGCAGUGUAUCCAGACCCUCUCACAUUCAACCCUUGGCGUUGGGAAAAAAAGAUACCAAGUAUGUACUAUACACCUUUUGGAGGAGGCCCUCGAAUAUGUGCAGGCCAAGAAUUAGCCAAGCUGGAAAUCGCUAUUUUUCUUCACUAUUUAGUAACCCAGUUCACAUGGAUCCACCAUGAUGAUGAGAUAAUAAAUUUCCCUGCUGUGAGUUUCAAGAACAAGUUACCCAUAACUGUAAAAGCUCUGCAACGCUGAGAGACACCAGAAGUGGCCUACAACAUCGUAAUUUAUAAUAAGGCUACGUUUAUGUCUAGGCAGAUAUAUGUACUAGUAAGUACAACUGAAACUUAGAAAAUUUUAGGAAGUUCAAAUAUAUGUGUAUAUCACUUAAGGUAAUAGUCCUGAAGAAAUGCUCGAAUGUGUGGAGAUUAAGAUUCAUGAUGCUUUCAUGAUGAAUUGUUUUAUUUAAAUAAAAACAGUUCACCUUGUUUUAUAUAAAUGUUCCUCUAAAAUUACUUGGAUUUUCACUGAAAAUUCUAUGUAAUCAUUAAGAAAGUAAUCAAAUAAUGUGCUCGGUUGCUCUUA
Cryptomeria japonica (Japanese cedar) is the source of this 1962-nucleotide messenger RNA. RefSeq names its product cytochrome P450 90D2. NCBI's taxonomy places the organism in Eukaryota, Viridiplantae, Streptophyta, Pinopsida, Cupressales, Cupressaceae. The coding region runs from base 184 to 1632 and encodes 482 amino acids. The record is from RefSeq and is a predicted model, not a curated record. Gene Ontology annotation, biological process: brassinosteroid biosynthetic process; sterol metabolic process; brassinosteroid homeostasis. Gene Ontology annotation, molecular function: iron ion binding; monooxygenase activity; heme binding. The transcript has 9 exons.